GGCUGUCAGCAGAGGUUAGCCAACUAUGCUAGCGUUCCCUGAGUCGUGCAGUAUAACGCCAGCAUUGUUUCAGCUUAUUCAUUGUGGUUUGAUGAUGCGAUAGACUAACACUCCGCUUGCCAGACUCUUUUGUACCCUUUUCUUCGAUACAGUUGAUUAGUGUUAAUGUACUUAAGCCUAUGAUGGACGCUGUGCUGUGGCAAUGUUGGCGAAGGCUGCUACCCUGUCAGCCAAGGGUUCUGACACAACCUAAAAGGGUUCUCUCCGGCUUCACUGGGCAAACACUGAGGGUCGGCACUGCCCGUUCCAAUCACACACCUCCACUGCUGGUGUCACGGCUCUUCCAGCCUUCCAACCUGCGUGAGAUGAAAGAGCCAGGGCCGGAGGGCCAGGCAGGAGAGAUGACCUGCCGGAGCCAGAAACUGAUGAUGAAGGGUGGUCUCAUCUACCCCUCCAAUCCGGGCUGUUACUACUACCUCCCAGCCAUGGUGCGUUCCAUGGAGAAGCUGGUGCGACUCAUUGAUCAGGAGAUGCAAGGCAUUGGAGGGCAGAAACUGGACAUGCCCAGUCUGUGCUCUGCAGAGCUCUGGCAACGUAGUGAGCGCUGGGACCUCAUGGGAAAGGAACUGUUCCGGCUGAGGGACCGUCACGGGGCAGAGUAUUGCCUGGGGCCCACACAUGAAGAAGCAGUCACUGAGCUGCUGGCCUCACAAGGCAACCUGUCUUACAGACAGCUCCCCCUGCUGCUCUACCAGGUAACGCGGAAGUUUCGGGAUGAGCCCAAGCCAAGAUUUGGACUGCUGCGGGGCCGGGAGUUCUACAUGAAGGACAUGUACUCCUUUGACAUUAGUGAAGAGGCUGCCCUUAUCACCUACCAGGCCGUGUGCCAGGCCUACAAUCGUCUGUUUUCCCGUCUGGGACUGCACUGUGUCCAGGUGCAGGCUGACACUGGGAACAUUGGGGGUAGACUGUCCCAUGAGUUCCAGCUGCUGGCAGACAUUGGCGAGGAUAGGUUGAUGGUCUGUGGGAAUUGCGCUUUCUCUGCCAAUGCAGAAACUAUAGAACCAGGUCAGACGGAUUGUCCACAGUGCAGCAGGGGAACACUGACAGAGUCAAAGGGUAUUGAGGUGGGGCACACAUUCUACCUUGGCACUAAGUACUCACACAUAUUCAAUGCUACGUACAACAAUUCCCAGAACAAGCCUGUGGUUGCAGAGAUGGGUUGCUUUGGUCUGGGAGUCACGCGUAUCUUGGCUGCAGCCAUUGAGGUACUCUCCUCUGAAGAUGCCAUCCGCUGGCCAAGCCUGCUGGCACCCUACCAGGUCUGUGUCCUGCCUCCCAAGAGUGGCAGCAAAACAGCAGAGUUAGCUGGUGUAGCAGAAGAGCUCUGCCAUAGCCUGGGGGAGUCGCUACAAAAUCUCAAAGGGGAAGUAGUCCUGGAUGACCGCACACAACUGACCAUUGGAAAGCGUUUGAAGGAUGCCAUCCGUUUAGGAUACCCGUAUGUGAUUGUGGUUGGGAAGAGUGCAGCUGAUGAGCAGCCACAGUUUGAGGUGCUCUGCCAGCAAAGUGGAGAGACAGUGUUUCUCAGCAGGGAGGGGCUGAUGGACCUCUUGGGAAAUGCAGAGACAGUCUAAACUGAAAUUCUGUACUCUCCUCAAACAUUUUAGAGUCUGUGGGACUCCUGGACAAAGGUUGUCAAUAACUUGAAAA
Messenger RNA from Megalops cyprinoides (Indo-Pacific tarpon), 1713 nucleotides. It is a transcript of the gene pars2, whose product is annotated as prolyl-tRNA synthetase 2, mitochondrial. The transcript has 3 exons. Gene Ontology annotation, molecular function: ATP binding; proline-tRNA ligase activity. The record is from RefSeq and is a predicted model, not a curated record. Bases 180 to 1637 code for a protein of 485 amino acids. Gene Ontology annotation, cellular component: cytoplasm; mitochondrion. Gene Ontology annotation, biological process: prolyl-tRNA aminoacylation. NCBI's taxonomy places the organism in Eukaryota, Metazoa, Chordata, Actinopteri, Elopiformes, Megalopidae.